Messenger RNA from Alternaria rosae, 954 nucleotides. RefSeq lists its product as uncharacterized. NCBI's taxonomy places the organism in Eukaryota, Fungi, Ascomycota, Dothideomycetes, Pleosporales, Pleosporaceae. The record is from RefSeq and is a predicted model, not a curated record. The coding region runs from base 493 to 882 and encodes 129 amino acids. The transcript is spliced from 3 exons.
GGACGACUUGACGUAAACGAGCAUGCUGCGUGGCUGAUGUUGUGUCCCUCUAAUAUCGUGGAGGCUGGUCGCAUGCACAUUAUUCAUGGUUGUCCACUCUACGCUUUGCUGUUGAGAUGGAUGUCUUUACAACACUCUCGAUGAGUCUCUGGCAUCAACAGAUACCUCGAGCGGUACCUGCAGCAAAAUAACAUCAGCGCAACGCUUGUGUGAUCCCAUCCCGGUGCUCCCAUGCGGGUGAUGACCACAUGGCCAAUGAUUGGCUGACCACGACACACCCGAACAGCCCGAACUAAGCCAUUGAGCAAAAGCCCGCAAGAGCCCUGGCUUCCCAGCCUCCUUGGUAGGGCCUGCGUAGGUGGUGUCUAUUUCAUCCGGGCGCCCGUCCCUGGGUCCCCGCUCGCAAGCUUCUCCAUAGCUCUCAGCUCUCGCCCUACCCCAAAAUACUACCUUGACCUACCAACCUUCCUCAAAUUCCGCCAGAACAACACAAUGUCCACAAGAAAGAGGAAGAACCAGGAGGAGGAGCUUGUCGCUCUCCCAAGUGAUGAGAGCGAAGAGGAAGAAGAGUACGACGAGUCUGACGGGUCAAACUUCAAUUCAGACGAUUCCGACGCCGAAGAGCCUCUUGCAGCACCAAAGAAGAAGACCAAGCGCACCAAGCCCAAAGAUGAUGAGGAUGAUGAAGAGGAGGAGGAAGACGACGUGAGCGAUGAUGAUGAUGACGACGCUGCGGUGCCCGAGGAAGAUGACGACGACGAUGAAGACGCCAAUCCCAAAGGCAAGAAGCCAGCCGGUGCGGAGAAGGACCGGAAGGUCAAGACCACAGGCAAAGCUGACCCUGUACCUGUUGUCGACGACGACGACGACGAUGACGAGUAGAGAUGUAAUGUCGAGGUGCCGAGCAUUUUAGUAGUGCUAGCUGAUCAACGAGAAUAUACAAAAUAUCAGUUG